AUGAUGCUUGAAUCACAGGCUGGCACAUAUAUAAAAGAAUUUGUUCACGGGGAUCUAGGACGUACGCAUCCAAGCAUUGGAUCAAUUCUAAGAUGCAGAGCAGAGAUACUACAACUAGAUGUUACCGACGUGAAAAUGGACUGUUUUUUGGCUGAAUAA
Messenger RNA from Dovyalis caffra, 159 nucleotides. Lineage: Eukaryota; Viridiplantae; Streptophyta; Magnoliopsida; Malpighiales; Salicaceae. The record is from the annotation of a GenBank genome assembly.